AUGACAGAUUUAGGGCAGAUGAGUUUCUUUCUGGGUAUGGAAGUUCGACAAGGAGAAACUGGAUUUUUUGUCUCACAAGAAAAAUUUGCAAAAGAUAUCCUGAAGAGAUUUAAAAUGGAAGGCUGCAAUCCAAUCUCGACUCCAAUGGAACUCGGAGCCAAGUUUUCAAAAUUUGACGGGGAAGAAUGUGUCGAAGCAAACAAAUUUCGAAGCUUGGUUGGAAGUCUUCGAUAUCUCACAUGCAUAAGACCAGAUCUUUUGUUGAGUGCUGGAAUUAUAAGUCGAUUUAUGGAAGAACCAGUAUACUCGCAGUGGAAGGCUUUGAAAAGAAUUAUUCGUUAUGUCCAAGGAACUGUGUCACUUGGAAUGUUUUACUCAAGAGCAGAAGAUUGCAAGCUGACUGGCUAG
This is a messenger RNA of Vicia villosa (hairy vetch), 408 nucleotides long. RefSeq lists its product as uncharacterized. NCBI's taxonomy places the organism in Eukaryota, Viridiplantae, Streptophyta, Magnoliopsida, Fabales, Fabaceae. The transcript has a single exon. The record is from RefSeq and is a predicted model, not a curated record. Bases 1 to 408 code for a protein of 135 amino acids.